AUGCUCCGACUUUCUGCUCUGAGGCCGGCACAACGCUUUGCUUCCCGCAUAACACGCGUUCUUCACAGCAACCCUUACUCCACCGGAGCAUCUGCCCCAUCCGAUCUCAUCACUCUCGAUAAUGGCCUCCGUGUGGCUGUCGAUCCAAGUCCUUCGCAUUUCGCAGCUAUGGGCCUUUACGUCCAUGCCGGGUCUCGUUAUGAAAACACCCCAGAACUAAGUGGUCUUUCUCACAUUGUAGAUCGACUGGCCUUUAAGUCUACCACUACACGAUCUGCUCUCACCAUGCAGGAAACCCUUGAAUCUCUCGGAGGUAACUACAUGUGUGCUUCAUCGCGUGAAUCCAUGCUUUACCAAGCAUCAGUCUUUAAUUCAGACACUGAAGGCAUGUUUGCACUACUUGCCGAUACUGUCCGUAAUCCUGCGAUUCUCCCUGAUGAACUUAAUGCUGAGCUUGCCACCGCCGAGUACGAGGUUGACGAAAUCUGGCAAAAGCCUGAGCUCAUUCUUCCAGAGAUUGUACACAUGACUGCUUAUGAUGGAACCCUUGGGAACCCGCUUCUUUGCCCCAAGGAACGUCUUUCCGAAAUCACACCAGCUUCCAUCGAAGCCUACCGUACCAAGUUCUACCAUCCUGACAAAAUUGUCGCCUCAUUUGUCGGUGUCGAUACUUCUACUGCUGUUAAGCUAGUGGAAAAAUAUCUGGGCUCUAUUCCUAAACGUGAUCAGGCCACCAUCGCUGCUGCAAAUACAGAACUUUUCACAAACUUUUCUCACUACACUGGUGGGGAAUACUCAAGACCUUCCAUCCCUCCCAUUGGUAACCUUCCUGAGUUUUUCCACCUCCACCUCGCGUUUGAAGGUCUGGCAACCGCCGAUCCGGAUAUUUACGCCCUCGCCACCCUCCAGAUGCUUCUUGGUGGUGGCGGUUCCUUUUCCGCCGGCGGGCCUGGCAAGGGCAUGUACUCUCGUCUCUACACUCAGGUCCUCAAUCAAUUCCCCUACAUUGAAAGCUGUAUUGCCUUUAACCAUUCUUACACUGAUUCCGGUCUUUUCGGUAUUUCUGCCUCCUGUGUUCCUAACUUUGCUCCUUACCUUGCUGAGAUUCUCUGCCGCCAGUUUUCCAUGACCUUCACCACAGGAGCUGGUGCACUCACUAAGACAGAAGUCCAGCGUGCUAAGAACCAGCUGCGAUCGUCACUACUUAUGAACCUUGAGAGUAAGAUGGUCCAGCUAGAGGAUAUGGGUCGCCAGAUUCUUGUCCAAGGAUACAAGGUCCCAGUAUCCGAGAUGUGCGACAAGAUUGAUGCUUUAACGGUUGAGGACAUUCAGCGCGUGGCUCGCCGGGUUCUUACCGGUAACACAAACAAUCCAGGAAUGGGCUCUGGCAAGCCCACUGUUGUGAUCCAAGGCCGCCGUGAGUACUUUGGCGACGUCGAAUCUGUCAUCAAACGCUACGGUCUGGGUCUUCGCUCUAUAUAG
This is a messenger RNA of Magnusiomyces paraingens, 1482 nucleotides long. RefSeq lists its product as uncharacterized. The record is from RefSeq and is a predicted model, not a curated record. Lineage: Eukaryota; Fungi; Ascomycota; Dipodascomycetes; Dipodascales; Dipodascaceae. Bases 1 to 1482 code for a protein of 493 amino acids. Gene Ontology annotation, cellular component: mitochondrion. The transcript has a single exon. Gene Ontology annotation, molecular function: metal ion binding.